Messenger RNA from Pteronotus mesoamericanus, 5187 nucleotides. It is a transcript of the gene NEDD4, whose product is annotated as NEDD4 E3 ubiquitin protein ligase. The record is from RefSeq and is a predicted model, not a curated record. Gene Ontology annotation, molecular function: protein binding; ubiquitin protein ligase activity; sodium channel inhibitor activity. Gene Ontology annotation, biological process: regulation of dendrite morphogenesis; ubiquitin-dependent protein catabolic process; receptor catabolic process. Gene Ontology annotation, cellular component: cytoplasm. The coding region runs from base 511 to 2757 and encodes 748 amino acids. The transcript is spliced from 8 exons. Lineage: Eukaryota; Metazoa; Chordata; Mammalia; Chiroptera; Mormoopidae.
UCCCUAUGGGUAAAAAUAUUAGUGGUCAAACUCCGCUGGAGAAAGUAUAGGCACUGUGAUUCACGUACUUAAAUGUUCAUUUAAUAGAGCUGGAGUGAAAAAAUACUGUUUCAACUUGAAAUGCUAGAAGAUUGUUGUUCUUGUGUUACUCAUUCAUGCAAAUUGGAGAAGGUAUAAUUGAAACAAGGUUGGCAGUGUUUGAGGCAGUGUACUGCAGCUGAGCUCAGCUUAAAGGUCGCUGGAAAUCAAGUGCUUUGUAAGAGAAGGCAUUUUGACUACAAGCAAUUCAAGACAUUUUGGAAACGUCAGUCUCAGGAAUGGGUCGCCUUUUUCUUUCUCUGAUAUCUGGUAUCUAAUGUUUUACUUAGGAUAAAGACUACUGCUUAAGAGCUCUUUCGGGCACCACAAAUGAUUUUUUCUUUCGACGCAGUGCAGCUGCUUCUAGCCUGUCUACCGACAGAGAUCUUUGUUAUGACUCUCAGCCCUUAACAUGUUUGGAAAUGAGAACAAAUGGCACAAAGCUUACGAUUGCAUUUUGCAGCCAGAAGAAGUAAUACUUAUCCUUUGUCAGAAACCUCCGGAGAUGGUUUGGAUAGCAAUGUUCCCAUGUGCUUCAAAAGACCAACACGGAUUUCAACAUCUAACGUUGUUCAAAUGAAGCUGACUCCCAGACAGACUGCACUAGCUCCGUUAAUAAAGGAAAACAUUAAGUCUCAGGAGAGAUCAUCUGCUCCUUCACCUGAAAAUGUUAAUAAAAAGAGCAGCUGUCUGCAGAUUUCACUACAGCCGACAACCAGGUACAGUAGAUGUCUUCAGUCUAGCAGUGUCUUAGCUGAUGGUGAUGAUGCUUCAUUUACCUGUGCCCUGAAGGACAGCAUUUACAGCAAUGCUGUGGUUGAUAGUGAACUGAAUGCUGUGAAUGAUGGUAACCUUUUGAGCAGUUCUGCCGUUUGCAGUGGUAGCCUUAGUAACUUUUCGACCAGUGAGCAUGGGUCUUACAACAGCAACUGUAGUGAUUAUGGGUCAUGCACAAGUAUCGCGAGUGGAGGUUCAUACACCAACAGUAUCACCAGUGACAGCAGUGGUUAUACUUUUCCACUAACUGAUGAUACAUUUUUUGGUGGAAAUUUAUCUUCUGACAGUACCUCCAAUAGAAGUGUGCUCAACAGGAACACUACCCCAUGUGAAAUUUUUUCAAGAAGUACAAGUACAAUUCCUUUUGUCCAGGAUGACUUGGAGCAUGGACUGGAGAUUCUGAAGUUGCCGGUGAGCGGGGACUCAAAAAUUCCACUAAAACGUUGUUCAUCCUUAGUCAUUUUUCCUAGGAGUCCUUCAAAUACCCCGCCAACUUCUCCAACAAGUACAGGUACUCUUCCAAGCAAAGGAUCCUAUCAAACCUCACACCAGUUUAUUAUUUCUCCCAAUGAAACUGCCCAUAAUGAGGAUGGUACUAGUGCUAAGGGAUUUCUUUCAACAGCUGUCAAUGGACUCCGGUUAUCUAAAACGAUCUGCGCUCCCGGAGAAGUAAGAGACAUUCGACCACUUCACGGGAAGGGCUCAUCACAAAAGAAAAUUGUUAUUGCAAAUAGUAGUCCAAAUCAGACUACCUUUGAAAAGCCAUCUGAAGGAUAUUCUUGUGUUUCAGUGCAUUUCACUCAACAAAAAACAACUACAUUAGAUUGUGAAGCAGCAAAUGGUGAUUAUAAACCAGAGAUGUCAGAAGUUAAGCUUAACUCUAAUUCAGAGUGUGUUAAGCUUAUGCAGAGGACACCUGCAUGUUUGCCAUCCUCUCAAAAUGUAGAUUAUCAAAUAAAUAUCAGUGGACAGUUGGAAAGACCAAAUUUACAGACAAAUAAAAACCAUGCUAUUUUACAAAGAAGUAUUUCAUUGGGAGGAAUUUAUCCAAAUGUUUCCUGUUUGUCCAGCCUUAAGCACAAUUGUUCUAAAGGGGGACCACCUCAAUUACUUAUAAAAUUUGCAUCUGGAAAUGAAGGUAAAGUUGAUCAUUUAUCAAGAGACAGCAAGAGAGAUUUCACAAAUGAACUAUCUAAUUCUUCGAAGCAUUCUUGUAAGACAAGAGAUGAUUUCCUAGGUCAAGUGGAUGUUCCUCUUUACCCAUUACCGACAGAAAAUCCAAGAAUGGAGAGACCAUAUACAUUUAAGGAUUUUGUUCUUCACCCAAGAAGUCACAAAUCAAGAGUUAAAGGUUAUCUGAGAUUAAAAAUGACUUAUUUACCUAAAACCAGUGGCUCAGAAGAGGAUAACGCAGAACAGGCUGAGGAAUUAGAGCCUGGCUGGGUUGUUUUGGACCAACCAGAUGCUGCUUGCCAUUUGCAGCAGCAACAAGAACCUUCUCCUCUACCUCCAGGAUGGGAAGAGAGGCAGGAUGUUCUUGGAAGGACCUACUAUGUAAACCACGAAUCUAGAAGAACACAGUGGAAAAGACCAACUCUUCAGGACAACCUAACAGAUGCUGAGGAUGGUAACAUUCAACUGCAAGCACAACGUGCAUUCACCACCAGGCGGCAGAUAUCCGAGGAAACAGAAAGUGUAGACAACCGAGAGUCUUCCGAGAACUGGGAAAUUAUAAGAGAAGAUGAAGGCAUCAUGUAUAGCAAUCAGGUCUUCUCAUCACCUCCACCAUCGAGUAACUUGGAUGUUCAGACUCAGCUGGCAGAAGAACUGAAUGCCUUACUUGCUAUGUCUGGAAAUUCAGCCACUGGCCAGCCACAAGUUCUUCAAGAAGCUUCAAUGUAACCAAUGGUCUGUGAAUACUUUUAUGACUAUCCAAGAGCAGAUCUGCCCACCUGUUCCCUUGCUCUCCUCUUUUUCCAGCUGUCUAUUCUAUCUUCCAUUCAUUUAUUUUUAUUUUUUAUUUUUUUGUCAGAGGAGUGGGAAAGAUCAGUCAUAGACUUAAAGAAUAAGCUAUAUUGAUUUUUUAAAAUUACCAGUACUUUUUUUCAAUCCUCACCCAAGGACAUGCUUACUGAUUUUAAAGAGAGGAAAAGAGAAGGGGAGAGAGGGAAAGGGAGGGAGAGAGACAGGGAAAGAAACAUCAAUGUGAGAGAGAAACAUGGUUUAGUUACCCCUCAUACACGCUCUGACUAGGGACCGAACUCACAUGUCCUGACUAGGAAUCGGACCUGCAUCCUGUUAGUUUACAGGCUUAUGCUCCAACCAGCUGAGCCACACCAGGGAGGGCUAAGUUAUAUUGACUUAUUAAUGAUAAAUCAUAUAAGAUUCUAUUCCCUUUUCUCUUGUUAUUUUAAUUUUAAAAGUAAUACAUGGCACCUAUACAAUGAAAUACUCUGCAGCCAUUGAAAAGAAUAAGGUGGCUUUGAAUCUAUAUGUUGUAUGGAACAGCCCCUAAGAGAUGUUGGUGAAAACCAGCAAGGUAUAGAACAGUGUGUUUGAUGUCCUGUUUAUGUUUUGUAAAUUAUUUAAAUGAUACUGAAUAAAUAUGUGUAUGAGGUUUCUUGAAGACUAAACAGGAAACUGGUAACAUAGCUGAUCUCUGAAGAGAAGAACAGGGUGCAGAACAGAUAUCUUUGGUUCCUUUUGAAUUUCAUAGUGUAUGCAUGUAUUACUUAUUCAAAAACAUAAUUUAUUCUUUUAAAAAGGUUGUAUGGCCAUGGUUAACAAAACCGUAUUGAGAUGUAUAAAAUAAAAAUUAAAUCUUCCAUCUUACCUUUAACACAUGCUUCCUUAAUUGCUGUUGAUGGUUUGGCAUAUAUUGUCCUGAACAUUUUCUUUUUUUUUAAAGACUUUAUUUAUUUAUUUUCAGAAAGAGAUGAAGGGAGAGAGAAAGGGACAAACAUCAAUGUGUGAAAGAAGCAUCUGUUGGUUUCUUCUCCCACGCUCCCCAGCUAGGGACCUGGCCUGCAACCCAGACCUGUGCCCUGACAGGAAAUAAAGUCGGUGACCUUUCAGUUCACAGGCUGGCACUCGAUUCAUGGAGCAACACCAGCCAGGGCUUUCCUGAACAUUUUUUAUAUAUUUAUAAACAUAUAUGAGCACACAUAGAUUUCUUUGUAAUUUUUUUAACGAGAUCAUCUCAUACACACCUUUUUUGUAACUCACUUCUUUCGCUUGCUAUAUCAUAGCCAUUGGACCAUUUCAGUAAAUAUAGAGUUACUCCUUUUAAAAACCAUUAACAAAAAGAAAUCAUCAAACUCUAGCAUAUUUCAGUGUGCAAAUAAACCUUAAGAUAUUGCACCAUCUCCUACUGAGGGACAUUAGAUUGUCUCUAGUUCUUUAUUAUUCUUAACAAUACUACAAUGGAUAUUUUGAGUUAAUUGAUACGUGUAUUGUAAAUUUUGAUGUCGCUAUCUAAAACUGAAAUGUUUUAGAUAGGGACAACAGCAUGUGUAUAAAAAUACAAGGAUAGAGAGUAUAUAAGAUUUUUGGGAAACAAGGAAUCUGAAACAUCCAGAGGUUAGGUCAUGGGCGAGAUGUGUGGGAGCCAUCAGGAUGAACCAGAUCAGGAAGCUCACUAAGCAUUGUAUUCUGGGCCGUAGAUUUCAUGCCAGUGAUGGUAUGAAGUCACUGAAGGGCUCUGAGAAUGAUGUGACUGGCUCACACUAUAGAACAUUCUCUGGCUGCAACAUGCGGUAUGAGAGUAAAUUCAAAGAAAUCAGACUUGGACCCAGGAAAUCUAUUAGGAUGUUGCUGCAGUAAUCAUCAAGGUGACAAAUGAUGAAAACUUAAAACUGUAAAACAACAAAUUUGAACUAAAAUGGAAAGGGAAUAUAUUUGAGAGCCAAUAAAGAAAUAGAAUGAAUGGGAUCUGGUGACUGAACUGGCUGGAAGGGACAUAGAAGGAGAAGUUCAGUGUCUGACUGACACCUGACUUGGGCAGCUCCUGGACAAGGUUCAAGUCGGUGUGAACAGGGAAAAACCAAAUCCAGCGUGGGGCACAUCGAGGGGGUAUCUAUUAAACAUUUGAGAGAUGUCUAGGCUGUCUAGGAGGCAGCCUAGAAUUGGGGUAUGCAGGAGGCAGUCUAGAAUGAUCUGGAAGCUGGGAGGCAUCAGCAUAUGCAUGUGCUGGUGCUGAAAGCACUGAGUGCUUUUACUUAGUCUCUAUGGUUGCUUCCUCACCAGCAUCCUUUCUUCUGCUACCUCAUACCAACCCCCACUAUGUUAUCUGCUUCUCAGAGACAAAUCCAAGACCUAACAAUAUUAUCGUUC